CGGUGAACGGAAGCUUCGCGAUGACAAUACUUCCUCCGCUGCCCGCAAGAGGCGCGACCGGAGCGUUCUCCAGUUUUUCGAGGAUGUCGCUCCCGAAGUCGGUGGCGAAAGCGACAACAGUGAUUUUUUUGAUGGUUGAUGAUGAUUUUAAUAUAUUUGCUUAACAUGUGGAGAGACUCGCUGCGUCGUAUACGCUGCUGCUUCUAGCGAGAUCGAUUGAAGUAGCUGGAGUGUAUCCGCUGCGGCUCUCUCUUCUUGGGUUUAGAGGCCCUGAAUUUGUUUGUUCAUGAUUGAACUGAUUUCGGAACUCAAAGCCGCCAGUUGUCGCAAUUUUAUCUCAUGGACAUGGAGGAUAAUUUGGGGACAUUACCGACAUUUAAGAAUGAUGAUGCAAAAGCUCAAGAUAUUCCAUUCUUCCCAAAAGAAGAGGAAAUGAAUGAAGAAGAAUUUGAUAGAAUAAUGGAGGAAGUCUACAAUAGAGCACCUGGAUUAGGUGCAUUUGCAGAAGAAAAUUAUGAGAACAAAAAUUCCACUGGAAGAAACCCUCCCGCACAAUCUGCCAGGGAUACUAUCUCUUUGUGGAAGGUUAAAUGCAUGGUUGGGCGUGAGCGGCAAUCCGUUUUUUGUCUUAUGCAGAAAUUUGUUGAUUUGCACUCAUUUGGUAACAAGCUACAGAUAAAAUCUGCGUUUUGUGUGGAGCAUGUAAAAGGUUUUAUUUACGUUGAAGCUCCAAGGCAGUAUGAUUUAAUUGAGGCAUGUAAAGGCAUAACUGGAAUAUACUCUACUCGUGUAGCUUCUGUUCCCGAGAAUGACAUCUCUCAGUUGCUUUCUGUUCGAAGUAGAGUUAGUGAAGUCACUGUGGGUACGAUGGCCCGUGUAAAAAAUGGAAAAUACAAGGGAGACCUUGCUCAGAUUGUUGCUGUCAACAAUGCACGUAAGAGAGCAACAGUGAAGCUGGUUCCAAGGAUUGAUCUCCAAGCUAUGGCCGAAAAAUUUGGUGGAGGAGCUGCUGCUAAGAAAACUGCCAAUCCUGCCCCACGAUUGAUCAACUCUAGUGAACUUGCCGAAUUUCGACCACUUAUGCAAUUUAGACGUGACCGUGAAACCGGAAAGCUAUUUGAGUUUCUUGAUGGGAUGAUGCUCAAGGAUGGAUAUCUAUACAAAAAAAUAUCUUUAGAUUCAUUAAGCUGCUGGGGAGUGAUGCCUUCUGAAGAUGAGCUCUUAAAGUUCAAGCCUUCUGAGAGCAAUGAGUCCAAUGAUCUGGAGUGGCUUUCUCAACUUUAUGGUGAAAAGAAGAAGAAGAAGAAGAAGGUUGUUACAACUGAAAAAGGGGGUGGAAAAGGAGAGGGCUCAUCAGGGUCUAGUUCCACAAGCAGCUUUGGAGAUCAUAAUCUUGUUUGUUUUGGCCGGAAGGAUUUUGGGAUGAUAUUAGGAACAUCGGAAAAAGAUGAUAGUUACAAGAUUUUGAAGGACAGCCCUGAUGGAUCUGUUGUGGUGAAUGUGCAACGGAAGGAGUUGAAAAGUGGGGCUUUAGAUGCCAAAUUUACUGCUGCUGAUCACAAUGGAAAGAUCAUCUCUGUUUCAGACAAUGUCAAGGUUUUAGAAGGAUCAUUGAAGGAUAAGCAAGGAAUUGUUAAGCAUGUAUACAGACACACACUGUUUGUGUAUGACGAGAAUGAGGUGGACAAUGAUGGUUAUUUCUGCUGCAAAUCUAACAUGUGUGAGAAAAUCAAGAUUUCUUAUGAUGUACCUGGUGGAAAGGAGGAUGACAAGGGUUUCUCUGGUUUUGAGGAUUUCUCCUCUUCUCCCAAGUCACCUUUAUCACCUAAAAAGCCGUGGGCAGAGAAGGAAACUGGUCGUGAGUACAACCGUGAUGACAGAGCAGAUGGAAUGUUCUCCAUUGGUCAAACCUUGAGAAUACGUGUUGGUCCUUUAAAGGGAUACCUAUGUCGUGUUAUAGCCGUACGCAAAAGAGAUGUUACAGUGAAGCUUGAUUCUCAACAGAAGGUUCUUACAGUCAGAUCUGAUUUUCUUUCUGAGGUACAGAGAAAGAGCUCUGCAGCAGCACCUCUUAGUGAGGAUCCCCUAAAACCGUUUGAUAUUCUGGGAAAUGAAGGCGGCUCCCAAGAUUGGAUUGGCGGAGGGGGGUCAUCUGCAGGUGGUGAUGGCUGGAAUUCUGCCAGGCCUUCUUCAGAAAGAAGUCCUUGGCCCAGUUUCCCUGAGUCUGGUACCUCGAAUGGCCCAGGGUCCAGUUCUACAAAUCCUUUUGGUUCUGAUGCUAAAAAUGAUGAAGAUUCUCCUUGGAUUAGCAAGUUGACUCCAGAGGCAAGCACAUCCUGGGGUGCUGCAAAAUCAAGUGUAGAUACUGCAAACGACGGUCAAGCCUCUGGAUGGGGAAAGAGCGAUUCUAAAAUUUGUUCAGAUGGCAAUGCCUCUGGUGCUUUGGGCAAAACAGUAGUACCUAGUGGAGAUUCUGCAGGCUUUACAGAUUCAGAAUCUGGAGGUUGGAAAAAGAAUCAAAGUGCUAAUUUUGGUGAUGAUAACGCUCCAGUCGAAACUUCUGCCGAUAGGUGGGGCAGCAAAAGUAGAUCAAGUGGAAGCUGGGGCGAUCAAAAUGCUUCAACCACUGUCUCUGAGAUUCAGCCAGCUGGCAAAGGAAAUGCAGGUGCCUGGAAUGUAGGCACUGCCAAGGAUGAGUCAGGUGGGUGGGGUAAACCAAAGAACGUUGGGGAUGUUGGCAGUUCUGCUUGGAACAAAUCUACUGCUGGUGAUGGAGACGGUCAAAACGGCAGUUGGAAUAAACCAAAACCUUCUAAUCACGAUGGAAAUGUUGGAAAAAAAGAAUGGGGACAGGGUAAUGAAGCCAGUGAUAAUGGUAACAAAUGGCAGAGUUCAAGGUCUGAUGGUGGAAAAAAAUGGGGCACUAAUGAAGCAGAACGUGAGGGUGGAAGCAGUUGGAAUACAUCCAAGUCGUCUGAUGUUGGUCCUGCUAGUUGGAAAGAUAAACCCGACUCCUCAAGUUUGACAGCUCCUAAAGGAGAUCAAUGGGCAGAAGGUUGGGAUAAGCAGCACAGUUCAAAUGAUACAAAAGCCUCUGAUGACAAUUCUUCUUGGAAUAAAAAACCUGUUGAAAGUGGGAAAGAUGGCGAGCUUAAGAAUCAAGGCAGUGGUUGGAAUGUUGGAAAAACUUCUGGUGGAGAUUCUGCAUCCGGAUGGGGUCAGACCAGCAAGGAAGCUGAUUUGAGUGAUCAAGCAGGUAGCUGGGGUUCUAAUUGGAAAAAGAAUUCUGAUACCAGGAAUGAAGAUUCUAGUUCGGCCAAGAAAAGCAGCUGGGGUUCUGGAAGUGGAAAUUCUAACUGGGGAGAGAAAAGCAAUUGGAACUCAGGAAAUGAAUUUAAUGCUAUCACCGGUGGUGCUGAAGCUCAAACUGACGUUUCUAAUGAUACCUCAGGUUAUGGGAGUUGGAAGCCAGAAAGUAGUGAUAGAGGAGGAUAUCGUGGAAGAGGUGGUUUUAGAGGAAGGGGUGAAAGGGGCCGGUUUGGUGGCAGAGGCAGAUCUGAUAGAGGUGGUUUUGGCAGAGGUGGUUCAGACAGAGGUGGUUUUGGAGGCAGAGGCCGUGGGAGGUGGAACAGUGAAGGUGGUUCAAAUGAUGGUGAAAAUAAAGGAUGGAGUGGUGGUGGCGGCGGCGGCAGCGACAACAAAGGAUGGGGCAGUGGUGGUGGAGGCAGCGACAAUAAAGGAUGGAGCAGUGGUGGUGACGGCAGUAACAAUAAAGGAUGGAGUACUGGUGGUGAAGGCAGUGGCAAUAAAGGUGGUGGUGACAACAAAGGCUGGGGUAGUGGCAGUGGCGGCAGCAGCGACGAUAAAGGAUGGAGUGGUGGUGGAAAUGGUGUUGGUGGUGGUGACAAUAAAGGAUGGGGCAGUGGUGGUGGCGGUAGUAACGACAAUAAAGGAUGGAGUGGUGGUGACAACAAAGGAUGGGGCAGUGCUGGCGGCAGCAGCGACAAUAAAGGGUGGAGUAGUGGUGGCAGUGGUGGCGACAAUAAAGGAUGGAGUAGUGGAAGUGGUGGUGGCGGUGACGGUUGCGGAGAUAAAGGGUGGAGUAGCGGUGGUGGUGGCGACAACAAAGGAUGGGGUGGUGGUGGUGAGUCUGGUGACAAGGGGUGGAGUAGUGGAGGUAGUCGCGAAUGGGAGAAAUCUGGAUCAGAUCGAGGUGGAUUUGGUGGCAGAGGUCGUGGAAGAUGGAGCAGUGGAAGUGGUUCAAAUGACAGUGACAGUGGGAGUGGGGGGUGGAGUGGUGGUGGUGAUAGAUCAGACCGAAGUGGAGGUGGAUUUAGAGGUAGAGGCCGUGGAAGAUGGAACCAAGAAGGUUCCUACGAUGGUGACAAUGGAGGGCAAAGAGGUGGAUAUGGAGGCCGAGGACGUGGGAGAUGGAAUCAAGAAAAUGGUUCAAAUGAAGGUGGUGACAAUGGUGGGUGGAGUGGUGGUAGAGGUGGAUUUGGAAGUCGAGGCCGUGGAAGUUGGAAUCAAGACGAUGGUGGUUCAGGAGGAUGGAGUGGAGGAAAUGGUGGUAGAGGCGGAUUUGGCGGCCGAGGUCGUGGAAGGAGGAAUCAAGACAGUUCAAAUGAUGGCAAUAAUGAUGAUAAACCUGCAAGCUGGAGCACAGGUUCAGGUAAUAGUGGAGGGUGGAACAGUGGCGGUGGUGGUGGUGGUGGUGGUGCAGGAUCUUGGAACCAAGGAGGUGAUGAAAAGAACCAGCAGCAACAUAGUUGGAAGUCUAGCAAUGAUGGCGGUCAGGGAUCUGGUUGGAAGGAACCAAGUGGGAGUGAUCACAAUAAUUGGGAAUCAUCUGGUUCUUCUGGUGCAGGUAAUAGUUCUGGGUGGAACAAUUCGACUACAGGCAAGGAGACGGAAGAGAGUGGUGGUCACAACAGCUGGAACCAAACGACAAAGACGGAUUCUCAAGGUGGAGGCUGGCAGAAGUCAGCAUCUAGUUGGAAUGCCGGAACUGAGAAUCAAACAGUGACCAAGGAUGUGAGUUCAGUUUCUAAAGAUGGAGGUUGGGGAAAGUCUGCUGAGCCAUCAACCCUGGACAAAGAAAUAGCCAACGUAGGUGCCCAAGGAGGAGGAGCAGCAGGUUGGGAGAAGCCUACAUCUAGUUGGAAUACAGAGCAGUCUCGAGGCGAAAACAACAGCGGAGGAGGACGAGGAGGAGCUCGGGGUAAAUAAGGAAAUCAUUAAACAUAAUCUUCAUAACAUUAUGCCCCUUUUGGGUCAUAAUGGAUGUUCUAAUAAUCACAAACUAUUGAAUUGAGCAUGCUUUGAUUAACUAAGGAAAUCAUUAGGAUUCAAAUAUCUUUCUCAUUGUUUGAGAGUCUGUCUUGACCAAUUGCUUCAAUGAUAUUGUUUCUUGUUAUCCUUUUUCCUCUUUGCGUUUUCUCCUAAUGCACGUUGUUUGUCUAUGAAUUCUCGAUUUUCAAGCGUAUGUGUUAACAAUUGAUCUUGACAGUUGAUAAUAACUUUUGAAUUUCCGAAUGACAA
This is a messenger RNA of Cucumis sativus (cucumber), 5541 nucleotides long. RefSeq names its product protein RNA-directed DNA methylation 3. Gene Ontology annotation, molecular function: mRNA binding. The transcript has 19 exons. The coding region runs from base 340 to 5229 and encodes 1629 amino acids. The record is from RefSeq and is a predicted model, not a curated record. Gene Ontology annotation, biological process: transcription elongation by RNA polymerase II; regulation of DNA-templated transcription elongation; regulation of transcription by RNA polymerase II. Gene Ontology annotation, cellular component: DSIF complex. NCBI's taxonomy places the organism in Eukaryota, Viridiplantae, Streptophyta, Magnoliopsida, Cucurbitales, Cucurbitaceae.